Messenger RNA from Funneliformis caledonium, 249 nucleotides. The record is from the annotation of a GenBank genome assembly. NCBI's taxonomy places the organism in Eukaryota, Fungi, Glomeromycota, Glomeromycetes, Glomerales, Glomeraceae.
AUCUUAACACAGAAAUCUGUCGUGGUCUAUGAAUUAACAAAUGAGCCAAUUGAUACAGCAAAAAGCAUUCGACAUAGUCAUUGGGGUGGGUUCAUUCAAAGUAGUGGAGUAUUUACAAUCGGUGAAGUAGCGAAUCCUAAUGCAGGAUUUGUUGGAUCUUAUCAAGGUUAUAUGUAUAGUACUUUAGGUAUCCCCUAUUCCAAAUUACAACCUUUAUAUAUUACUCCUGGUGCUAAUGUGUAUGAAUGA